AUGCCCUCACCGCCGUUGAGCAUUCCUGACGACCCAGGCAGGCAAGAUGUAGAGGGCACCAGUACCCGCUUUUCAGAUGUGUCGUUGGCGCUCGACGGCGCCACUUCGAGCACAGAGUAUUUUGAGAAACUCGACGGCAAGAAUGUCACGAAACACCCAGUCAGACCGAGCCUGGGCCCCGGUAUCUCCUCGCGGGCCCGUCGGCCUUCGUUCAUAGACGAAGAGGAAGACCCCAUAGCGACCGAGGCCAAUGCUGACGGACAGCCUGACAAGUCGGACAAAGAAGCACCGGUGACAUGGAUGUCCUUGCCUAAGAAGGGACAAUUGGCCGUUCUGACCUUUGCUCGACUCUCCGAGCCUCUGACGGAACGGUCUCUUGCGGCAUACUUGUUCUACCAGCUUCGGUCCUUUGAUCCAAGCCUUCCGGAUAGCACGAUUGCCAGUCAGGGUGGGAUGCUUACCGCCUCCUUUGCCGCCGCUCAGUUCGUAACAGCAGUCUGGUGGGGACGAGCGGCGGAUACGCCCUGGAUCGGUCGCAAAAGAGUCUUGCUGGUGGGUUUGUUCGGGACCUGUAUCAGUUGCAUUGGAGUCGGCUUCUCGAAGUCCUUUGCCCAAGCACUGUUCUUCCGAGCAUGUGCUGGCUGUCUCAAUGGAAACGUGGGCGUCAUGAGAACCAUGAUCAGCGAAAUUAUCAAAGAGAAAAAAUACCAGUCGAGGGCAUUCCUUCUGUUGCCCAUGUGCUUCAACAUUGGUGUGGUCAUUGGCCCUAUCCUCGGUGGCUUCCUGGCAGACCCGAUAACCUCGUUCCCUUCUGUCUUCGGCCCAGGCUCUUUGAUAGGCGGGAAGGAUGGAGUUGGCUGGAUGACCUCCUUCCCCUACGCUCUCCCAAACGUGGUGAGCUCAAUGUUCAUUCUGGCAUCUGCUCUGCUCCUCGUGCUGGGUUUGGACGAAACCCACGUGGCAUUGAAGGACCGACCGGACUACGGGCGAAGGUUGGGCAAGUAUCUGGCCCGGACUCUUUUCCGCCGGGGCAAGCAGGAAUACGAAUACUCUGAAAUUGGCAACCAGGUUGAGUUGCAGGAUAUCGACGACGACGAUCAAGACCGAGAUCCCGAGUCAUCAAGGACUCCGGCCACAACACCCACGAACACCAAACCCGCUUCAUGGAAACCAAAUUUAUCAUUCCGACAGAUCUUCACUAAGAACGUCAUCCUCACUCUGCUUAACCACUACUUCCUUGCAAUGCAUGUGUCGGCGUUCAACGCUCUGGUAUUCCUGUUUCUCCCGGCACCCCGGUCCACCAACGCCCAUGCGAGAUUACCAUUCCUCUUCACCGGCGGCCUCGGCCUCAGCUCCGACCGUGUCGGGCUCGCCACCGCCAUCAUCGGCAUCAUCGGCUUUCCGCUCCAGAUUCUGCUCUAUCCGUCCCUCAACUCGAAACUAGGCACCUUGCCGAGUUACAGGUGGUUUCUUCCCUUCUCCGUCCUCGCAUACGCCACGAUGCCGUAUUUGGCCUUGCUCCCUAAUAAAGCAUACCUGGUUUGGCCUACACUUACCGUGGUCUUGGCCUUCCAAGUCAUCGCCCGCACAUUUGCCCUCCCCGGCUCCACGAUUCUUAUCAACAACUGUACGCCGCAUCCGAGCGUGCUAGGCACCAUCCACGGCUUUGCGCAGAGCGUCUCUUCGGGAGCCCGAACCCUGGGACCGACCCUCGGAGGAUGGGGGUUGGGGCUGGGACUCGGGGGAAACUGCGUCGGUGCCGUGUGGUGGGUGAUGGCGAGCAUCGCCGUCAUGAACUGGUCGUUGCUCUGGGUCAUUACCGAAGGGGACGCGGGAGCUGCCGCGGCGGCGGCGAUGGGUGGUUGA
Fonsecaea erecta is the source of this 1866-nucleotide messenger RNA. RefSeq lists its product as hypothetical. Gene Ontology annotation, molecular function: transmembrane transporter activity. The record is from RefSeq and is a predicted model, not a curated record. Bases 1 to 1866 code for a protein of 621 amino acids. The transcript has 3 exons. Lineage: Eukaryota; Fungi; Ascomycota; Eurotiomycetes; Chaetothyriales; Herpotrichiellaceae. Gene Ontology annotation, biological process: transmembrane transport.